ACCCGAGCUGCCGUAGUGCGUCACAUGUUGACCAGUGCUGCCUGUAAAUGUUAACGAAAGCUUAACAAAUCUUUUUAAAUUCAAAGGUAGAAACAUAAAGAUAUUGCGAUAACUGUUCAGUUGUUGUCAGAGUUGCGUAUUUUUCUUUAAAAUGUCUUAAUGUUUGCGCGUAAUUGUGGAUAAAAACACACCUGUUCAUCUUUUUAUUUGUGCUGCCAAGCUAAUGUAGCUGGCCUUAUUGCAAGCCAAGAAGACCUGACAGCUCAUUGUUGGCAUCAUAUUAGGUGACAAAGUCAACAUAGGAGCUAACUAAAGAGAGCUCCAGAUGCGGCUGAAGGACCCCUUCUCCUUGAAAGCCGCCGAAAUGACUAAGCGGACUAAUAAACCGAGGAAACCUCGAGAUGAGGAAUCAUCAGAUGAAGUCAGCGGACUGACUUGCCAGCAUGUGAGUAGAGCAGUGGACCUGAACUCAGUGAAGAAGUCAGUCCUCUCGAGCGUGUGGUCAGUGUGUUCAGAAUGCCUGAAGGAAAGAACGAUGAUCGAUGGCGAGCCAGCAGCCUCUCAUGAUAUCCUGGUGUGCUUAAAAUGUGGUUUUCAGGGCUGUAACCAGUCAGGGAUCCAGCAUGUUGUCAAGCAUCACCAGGCUUUCCACCCAGAGUCACACUGCAUUACCAUCAGCUUGAGCACAUGGAAGGCCUGGUGUUUUGAAUGCAAUGAAGAGCUCUCUACUCACUGCAACAAGAAGGCUCUGGCUCAGAGCCUGGACUUUCUACAAAAGCACUCUGUCAGGGCAACAUCGGCAGUAUCGCCCAAGAUCAUAAAGCUGCGAGAAGAACCACCAGAUUAUGCUGACCCGCCACGAGGCAAGAGUUCAGCCAUCAACAGUGCUUUGGUCCCUGUUAAGGGAAUCAAUAACCUUGGUAACACCUGCUUCUUCAACGCUGUUAUGCAGAACCUGUCCCAGACUCACAUGCUCAUUGACCUCAUCCAGGAAGUGAAGGAGAAGGGCUACAAGCUAAGGAUCUGCCCGCCUCCAGAAACCAACCUGAGUCCACUAACAGUAGUGCUGCCCAGUCCAGAACCCCUGACUGCUGCCAUGUUUGCCUUCCUCCAGAGCAUGAAGGAGCCAGGAAAAGGCCCCAUUAAUCCCAAAAUCCUCUUUAACCAACUCUGCCAAAAAGCUCCAUGCUUCAAGGGCUACCAGCAACAGGACAGCCAGGAGCUUCUGCACUACUUAAUGGACUCCAUACGAGUAGAGGAAACUAAAAGAGUGAAAGCGGGCAUUUUGAAGGCUUUCAACAAUCCCACAGAGAAGACAGCAGAUGAGGAGACCAAACGCCAAGUCAAAGCAUACGGGAAAGAAGGCGUGAAGAUGAACUUUGUUGACCGCAUCUUUGUCGGCGAGCUUACCAACACAAUCAUGUGUGAAGAGUGCGAGCAUAUAUCCACAGUAAAGGAAGCCUUCAUUGACAUCUCUUUACCCAUUAUUGAGGAGAGGAUCUCAAAACCUUCCAACCCUGGGAGGCUGGGCAAGGGCGGCCGGGAGCAGGACAGCCACACAGCCCACAGUGACCAUGUGCCUUCUGCAGCACACGCUGUCAACAGAAAUACCAGAAAGCCAAGCACACAGAAGCAGCAGAGCAGGAGGUCUUCCAGCUCUGUGGAGGACAAAGGAGCAACCUUUGGUGGGGACCGACAAGAGGAGGAGGGUGUAGCAGGUGGAUCAUCCCACGGAGUUUCAGUUUGUAAGAUGGCGGCUGCCGGCAGCCUAUCGGACGGCAGCGAGAGAGACUCGGGUGCUCAAGACAGCAGCAACGACGCUGACAGUGAGGCUUCUGAGAGCGAGUGGGCCCCACGCUCCACCAGCCACAGCCAGAGUCACGGACACAUGUCUACCCCAUCAUCCACCUCAACCCUCACUCCAUCCCCUACGCCUGUCUCUGCCUCGUCUCCUUCUUCGUCAUCUUCUACUAAGCAAGGUGGCGCUGUAGAACAGAUAGUUAGCGCAGUUGCUAAAGUCAACCUGAGCUUCAGUUCUGGGGACUGCUCUGCGUCCACUCACUGUCCUCCAGAGGAGCACGGAGAAACGCAAAGCCGAGAUAAUCUCCAUCAUCAGCACCUCCAGGGGGCCUUUCAGGCUCUGUCCCACAGUUACACACCCAGCUCCAAGGAGUGCUCCAUCCAGUCCUGCCUCCACCAGUUCACCUCUGUGGAGCUCUUGAUGGGCAACAACAGGCUGCUCUGUGAGAGCUGCACUGAACGUAGGCAGAAGCAGCUGCGCAAGAGCAGCUCAGCAGAUAAGAAAAUGGAGAAGGUUUACACCAGCGCUAGGAAGCAGAUGCUUAUAUCCUCACUGCCUCCUGUAAUCACAUUGCACCUUAAACGCUUCCACCAGGCAGGGAUGAACCUCCGGAAGGUGAACCGCCAUGUUGAUUUUCCUCUGAUCCUGGAUCUGGCUCCUUUCUGCUCUGCAUCCUGCAAGAAUCUUGCAGCCGGUGAGCGUGUCCACUACAGCCUGUAUGGGAUUGUUGAACACAGCGGCUCAAUGCGCGGGGGCCACUACACUGCAUAUGUGAAAGUGCGCGCUCCCCAGAGAAAAACAGAACAACACCACAAGAACCUGUCAGGUGCGAGGGACGCCUGCAGUAUCUCCCACAGCCAGUGGGUAUACGUCAGUGAUACCACCGUUCAGGUGGUACCAGAGUCAAGGGUACUCAACUCUCAGGCAUAUCUGCUCUUCUACGAGGAAAUGCUGUAAUGUGACAAGAAGAAACUAUUUUUCCCCCCAGAAACCUUUUUUGCUUUGUGUUGUUUUUGCAGAAGCCUGUAAAUUCCUCUCACUGUAUCUUUGCGUGUUUGGAGGCAAGAAAAGGGAAAGAUUUCACUGUAUA
Messenger RNA from Archocentrus centrarchus (flier cichlid), 2891 nucleotides. It is a transcript of the gene usp45, whose product is annotated as ubiquitin specific peptidase 45. Gene Ontology annotation, molecular function: zinc ion binding; cysteine-type deubiquitinase activity. Lineage: Eukaryota; Metazoa; Chordata; Actinopteri; Cichliformes; Cichlidae. Bases 326 to 2758 code for a protein of 810 amino acids. The transcript has 18 exons. The record is from RefSeq and is a predicted model, not a curated record. Gene Ontology annotation, biological process: protein deubiquitination.